AUGACGAAUUAUCACAUGUCAGGAGCGGAAUAUCUCGCAUCUAUUUAUGGGACUGAAAAGGAUAAGGUGAAUUGCUCCUUCUACUUCAAAAUAGGUGCAUGUCGACAUGGUGACAAAUGCUCUAGGACGCAUAUCAUGCCUUCUUUUUCGCAAACAGUUUUGCUGAAGAAUCUUUAUCACAAUCCAAUGAUUGACACCAGACAAGCGGAUGCCUUUGCUAAGGUUGGCCAAAUGAACGAGCAGGAGCAGCAAUAUUUUGAAGAAUUUUUUGAAGAAAUAUUUGUUGAAUUGGAAGAUAAGUUUGGUCCAAUUGACGAGAUGAAUGUAUGCGAUAAUAUCGGGGAGCACAUGAUUGGCAAUGUUUAUGUAAAAUUUGAAAAUGAAGAAGAUGCAGACAAAUGUGUCAAAGGCCUUGAGAAUAGAUGGUUCAAUGGUUCACCUGUUUAUGCUGAGCUGUCACCCGUAACGGAUUUUCGUGAGGCUUGUUGUCGGCAAUAUGAAUUGGGAGGUUGUAACAAAGGUGCUUUUUGCAAUUUUAUGCAUUUGAAGCAAAUAUCACGUGAUUUGAGACGAAAGUUGUAUGGUUCUCGGGCAGAAUAUCGUGGCGGUGGUUAUUAUGGUGGUGGGAAUUGGCAUGAAGGUAGAGGAGGUGAUUAUGGUAGUUACUCUCGUCGUAGUGGUGGAUACGGUGGUGGUAGUGGUGGUAGUGGCAGACGGCGUUCGCGGAGUCCUCGAUCGAGACAUCGAUACUAA
This is a messenger RNA of Cercopithifilaria johnstoni, 753 nucleotides long. NCBI's taxonomy places the organism in Eukaryota, Metazoa, Nematoda, Chromadorea, Rhabditida, Onchocercidae. The record is from the annotation of a GenBank genome assembly.